AACUCACAAAAAGUCACAAUCACCUUCGGCUGCCUCCCUCGUCCACUGCGUUGUGGACCUUCUGGGCAUUCCCAUCCACAAAAAAAAAAAAAAAAAAAGUUAUUCUUAGCACAAAACAAACCUGCGGUUAAGGAUGCAUAAACGCCCAGCUUACCUUUCGGCGAACGACAUAGGUAAAGAUUUUCACUCUCUCUUUAUUUUCUAUUUUUUGGCAGGCGGGGGAAAACCAACAAGAGAAGGGCACAUGGCCAAGGUCGGACGAUCACCGACGAUCUUGGGCGGCUUUGGCGUGUUUCAUAUUUUUUUGGCGGACCCCUUUUCUUCUUUUCUCUCUUGUCCCUUUGGUUCUUUUUUUUUCAAUCUUCACCUUGGGGGAAAGCAAAGCACCAAGAACUCCCCAAGGUUGCCAAGGCUUUGUCUGUUGUCCAUAUUUCCCCUGCUUGUCAAUUUUCUGGCGUCUUGGCUUUUCUUUUCUUGAUGAACCACUCUUUCUUUACUAUGAGUUGAUUGUGCAGAUCAUUUACCUCGUCAGGGCAACCUUUUUCCUCCGAAACUCGGAACUCAUGAUCAGUCGAUCUGAGAAUUUUGCUGUAUUGGGAAAAUCUCGGGGAGGCUGGUUUCCAUUAUCUUUUUUUGCCUCCGACUUUUCGGGGGUUAUUCGCGGGGACGGCCUUGACCUCCCAAUUGAUGAACCCGGGACAAGAUUAAAGAUAGCUUGGAUAAGUACCACACAUUUGAUUGCUCACC
Molecule: messenger RNA, 747 nt
Organism: Pyricularia oryzae 70-15
Lineage: Eukaryota; Fungi; Ascomycota; Sordariomycetes; Magnaporthales; Pyriculariaceae
Exons: 2
Coding region: 134-478 (114 amino acids)
Source: RefSeq, a predicted model, not a curated record